Aspergillus brunneoviolaceus CBS 621.78 is the source of this 867-nucleotide messenger RNA. RefSeq names its product muramidase. Bases 1 to 867 code for a protein of 288 amino acids. The record is from RefSeq and is a predicted model, not a curated record. NCBI's taxonomy places the organism in Eukaryota, Fungi, Ascomycota, Eurotiomycetes, Eurotiales, Aspergillaceae. The transcript has 5 exons.
AUGCGUUGGACACAGAUUCUUAGUAUUGUGGGAGCCGGUUCACUGGCUGGGAUUGCUUCUGCAGCCCCGGUGGGCGACCGCAACCUCGAAGUCGCUGAGCGCGACGAUAGUCUGAGCUCCCGGUCUACCAGUGCAACGGUGACUGUUAGCGGGCUGGCAGUUACCUCCAUCAACAACAAGGAUGGCAAAGGAGCUGGCAAGGACUCUUACACCAUGUAUACCGGGGACGGCUCGACCAGCGCCGGCUGGCCCGCCAAGUCUGACUGGGUCUCUUUCGAGAACAUGCAAGCCAAUCCCCCCAAUUCCUUGCCGGCAAAGUCCCCGUGGAGUGCCAACAAGGCCACCAUCGGCAAGUCCUGUGCCCAGUUCGGAGUGGCCGACAACUCCGCGACUGAGACCCAGGAGUUGUACGAUGCGAUCCAGGAGGUGGCGACCAGCUCGAAAGUUGACCACCGCUUCAUCCUGGCGGUGGUGAUGCAGGAGUCCAAGGGUUGCGUGCGGGCCCCGACCUCGACGUACAGUGUCAGCAACCCCGGCCUGAUGCAAAGCUACAAGGGCACUGGGACCUGCAACAACGGGGGCAGCGUGAAGAACCCUUGCCCCAAAACGGAGAUCGUGCAGAUGAUCAAGGAUGGAGCUAUUGGAACCAGAGACGCUGAUGGAUACGGUCUCGCCUCGCUGCUCGACAAGUCUGCCCGGAACAAUGCCGCGGGCUUCUAUCGUGCGGCCAGAAUGUACAACUCGGGUGCCUGGUCUAUCCCGUCCUCUGGUAAUCUGAGUGGAGCCGGGGCGACGGCUUGUUACGCUUCUGAUAUUGCUAACCGGUUGACUGGAUGGGUGAGCGCUGCCACCAAGUGCACUGCCUGA